UAGGUGAAGGCUGUGAUCAGAACCCUCCACUGCUCCCCAAUCCGGUUUCUGCAGAUUUAAGCAAGCCAUCCAGCUACUUUCUCAACAUGUGCCGGGGUUUAGCUGCACUGCCUGCUAGCUGCUUGGAAAGAGCCAAAGAAUUUAAAACACGUUUGGGAAUUCUGCUUCAUAAACCAGAGUUUGGACAUAAAAUUGGGAACUUCAGCUGGAGCACCAAACAAAAAUAUUCUUUGGAGGAAGCACUUGGAUGGAAGGAGUCCUUUGAUCAACUGCUGAGAAGCAGAAGUGGCAUGGCAGCAUUUCAUGGGUUUCUUAAAACGGAAUUUAGUGAAGAAAAUCUGGAGUUUUGGCUCGCCUGUGAAGAAUAUAAGAAAAUCCCCCCCAAAGCAAAAUUAGCAACCAAAGCCAACAGGAUCUUUGAAGACUUUGUUCAGAAUGAGGCCCCCAGGGAGGUAAAUCUUGACCAUGAAACUCGAGAAGCAACCAGAAGGAACCUUGCUGUGGCCACUUCUACAUGCUUUGAAGAAGCACAAGCAAAAACAUACAUCUUGAUGGAGAAGGACUCCUAUCCCAGAUUUCUGAAAUCUGCUUAUUACAGAGACCUGAUUGAACAAAUAAAUGACCACAGAACAGGCAAACCUGCACACACCUGAGCCGAUCCCUUGUCAUCAUCUGGAACUGUGUUGGGGAACAGAGACACAGAAUGAAAAACUGGAGAGGCUGGAGUCCAAGUGGAGGGUGCCAAGAACAUUUCAGUUGCAGAGCUUUGGUUGGGAUUUUUUUCCUGGCCUGGAUGCCUGGGACCGCCAAUGCUUCCAUGCACCCAGAAGCUCUACAAAAAUGUAGACCUUCUUUAGAAAAGAGGCUGCAAGUUGAAAAAAAAUGGGAAAGCCUAUGAAAAAGGCUGGAGAAGUUGAUGAAAAGAGAACUCUGGUCUCCAAACAGGAAGAGAAAUGCAACAGGAAAGGGAAUGAGAAAUACUCCUAAAAUGUUUACCAUUCAUCUGUGCAUUCAUCUGUCUGAACCAGUGAUAGUCUCCAUCUAGUCUCAAAAGCUAGUCUCUGCACCUAUAAACACAGACCAAAAAGUGUACAUAGCACAACUCUCAUAUCUUCUAUUCACAGCAGACACCAGUUUGAGAUUUCUGCCCAUUGCAUGUCAGCCUCAGAGGCCUUCAGUUCUCUGCAUGUUUGUACAGUGAUCAGCUUGGUGUGUUCCAGAGCUUUGCAUCCAAACGGUUUUGCAUUUAUACUCAAGAGGAAGGUUUCACCUGCUUUGCUACUUCAUACAUCUCAAUCUUCUGCCAUCUUGGGACAGAUUUCCUUUUAAAGACAUUUGAAAGAAGACCUUGUUUUAUUUAUGUCUGAACAUUAUAUGCAAUUUUGGGAGAUGUGCCCUAUUUUUUACUUAUUUAUAUUUAUUAUUGUCAUUUUAUUGUUAUUUAUUAUGAUGGGGCAUUAGAUAAGCACAGCACUUUAGAAGUAGGUGCUAUGGAUAAAUUAUUGCUACAAGGAGCCUAUAAUUGCAAGUGGGCCUUUUAGCCACAUUCAUAGCAUUUACAGAAUAUACUUAUAGGGGACAUUUACAGAUUAUUUUUAAGAAAAGAGGGAGACAGGCAAGACCACCUCUACAAAUAUAAGUCCGUUAGAAUUGUUCGUUUACCUCACAAUGUUUUAUGAACAUACUGAUACAUACAUUUAGUCAUUUAAAGCUCAUUUGAUAGUCUGAAUGUGGAAAAAGAAGGGACAAAAUUUCCAUUGAACUAUUUCCUGUUUGCUUUGUGGAGAUAAUUUGUAUCAUCACUGUUGACUGGAUGGUGUAAAACUUAAAUUCCAGGGCUUCAUUUCACAAAUCACUUGUUGAACAGUAGAUUCAAUAAAAGUUGAAAAUAAAACAUAACCAGUAGGAUAGUUCAUUUGUGACUUUCCUUUAGGAUGUGCUUUUUAGAGCACCAUACUACAUUGAAAAUAAUGACAAUUGUUCAUAUUCUAUUAGUAGCACAACUGAGACAUAUAUAGAUCAGAGACAGUUCUGAGUGACUGAAUCCCAAUUAACUUAUUUAAAAUAUAUCCUGUCUUUCUUGUUUAACCAGCUGCAAAGUAAAUAAUUGUAAGCCUGCUUAGAAUUGUUUAUAUGACUGAGAUACUGAAAAUGGCUGGAAGGAAACCAAAGUUUUACACAAUGACUUAGCAAUUUCUAUUGCUUUUGACUAGUUCAUGAGUGCAUGUUCAGAACCGAUUGUAGCAUCAAGUGACAUGGGACUGAGCGAUUAUAGAUUAAAUACAUAUUGUAUUACUCAUCCUCAUAUUUUAAUACCAACACAAUACUUUCUCUGGACAUUGUUUUCUAUGUUUGGCUGAGAGUCUGUGGUACAAAUGAAUGUAUAAACUAGUUUUCCAUUUAAUUUCUGAAGCCUUUAGCACAGAUAUAGAGAGGGAAGGUACAGAAGAGAUACAUUUAAAUUGAGCAACAUUAUAUACUAGCCAUCCCAACUUCAUGGCCUCAUGAUGUGUUGAACAUUUUUAGAUUGCCAGAAUUGCCAGACAGAUCGUUUGGUUGAAUGCAAUUUCUGAUCUAACUAUUCUGGAACAGUACCGCAACUAUAUCUGAGUUGUACUUCUUAGCAGUGGUUAAACAGCUAUCAUAGACACUAGUAAAUGGCCAAAUACCAGUGAAAAUAAAUGUAUCUUUUUCUGCAGCAGGGGUCUUGAAAAUAAAUUCUUUAUCCAUUCUCAGCAUGUCUAGAUGAGGUGUAUCCCAAGCCAAGUACAGAUUCCUUUUUGCAUUCUGUGGAAUACCAAAAGGACCUGCAUUCUGAAAUGAUUCUCCUGAUUGUUUGGCCCUUAUUUAGAUCAACUGUAAUAAAGAGGUGCCUGAAACAGGUUUCUAUUCCAUUGGCAUCCAGUCAUCUAUGGUGAAAACCUCCUUCUAUGACUUUAUUGGUGAAAGAUCAUUAGCCUUGUUAUGUAUAGCAAUUCUUUAAAAAAAAACAGAAGACAACUUCUAAACAGGGGCAGGGGAAAGGAUUCUUAACGCAUCUGAAUAUACAGAUCCAUUGAAGUAGUUCCCUACAACUGCCUUGGUUCUUUUUAAUACUGAUUUUAUUGAGACAUUCUUCAGAACACGCAUUUUUACAGACAUAAAUUGGACCUAGAGCUAAAAUUUAACUAAGAAAUGUUAGAGGCCCUUCCAGUGGUCAACAAUAAAGUGGCUAGAGCAUCCCUGUAGUUUCUCUGGUCAAAACGGUAGGAAUCCCCUCUAAUCCAAAAUUGAUUAGACAUCAUUCUCAUCUAAAAGUCCAGAUUGGGAUUUGAACUUUGCUAAGGCCAGAAUGGCUUGGAUAUGUAUUACUUAUUCACCAGUGGAGGUGGUACUAUAUUCUCGUUCUUUCAGUGAAUGAUUGAGAUACUGCAUUGUGGUUUCAUGAAUGUUGUAUUGUC
Protobothrops mucrosquamatus (brown spotted pit viper) is the source of this 3440-nucleotide messenger RNA. RefSeq names its product regulator of G protein signaling 16 (gene RGS16). Bases 87 to 653 code for a protein of 188 amino acids. The record is from RefSeq and is a predicted model, not a curated record. The transcript has 5 exons. Lineage: Eukaryota; Metazoa; Chordata; Lepidosauria; Squamata; Viperidae.